GCACCUCCAUCCCUGAGACAUGUCCUGCUGUGACCAAUGCGUGCCAUGCCAGCCCUGUGGCCCAACUCCUCUGGCCAGCAGCUGCAAUGAGCCCUGUGUCAGGCAGUGCCAGAACUCCACCAUUGUCAUCCAGCCCUCUCCCGUGGUGGUGACCCUGCCCGGACCCAUCCUCAGCUCCUUCCCACAGAACACCGCCGUCGGAUCCUCCACCUCCGCUGCUGUUGGCAGCAUCCUCAGCUCUGAGGGUGUGCCCAUCACCUCGGGGGGCUUUGACCUCUCCUGCAUUUCCAACCGCUACUGUGGCAGAAGGUGCAACCCCUGCUGAAUGUGCUGGACGCUGACCCAGACAAGGACCCCCAGGAAUUCUAAGCAUGGACCGAAGAAUAAAUGUUGUGA
Messenger RNA from Meleagris gallopavo (turkey), 396 nucleotides. Lineage: Eukaryota; Metazoa; Chordata; Aves; Galliformes; Phasianidae. The record is from RefSeq and is a predicted model, not a curated record.